AGGCGCGAGAGGAGGCCGCCCCGCACAAAGAUGGCGGCCGCGCCCGGGAGGAACCGGAAGCGCGGUCCGGCGGCGGCGCCGGUCCGGGGCAGGCGCGAGAACGCGCGGGGAGGCGCGGGUCCGGGCAUGAAGCUGGGCCGGGCCGCGCUGGGCCUGCUGCUGCUGGCGCCGUUGGCGGUGCGGGCGGUGGAGCCCAUCAGCCUGGGACUGGCCCUGGCCGGCGUCCUCACCGGCUAUAUUUACCCGCGCCUUUACUGCCUCUUCGCGGAGUGCUGCGGCCAGAAGCGGAGUCUCAGCAGGGAGGCGCUGCAGAGGGAUCUGGACAGCAAGCUCUUUGGACAGCACCUUGCGAAGAAAGUCAUCCUAAAUGCUGUGUUCGGCUUCCUAAGCAACCCGAAGCCCAAGAAACCGCUGACUCUCUCUCUGCACGGGUGGACGGGCACCGGCAAAAAUUUCGUUAGCAAGAUCAUCGCGGAGAAUAUUUACGAGGGCGGUCUGAACAGUGACUAUGUGCACCUGUUUGUGGCCACGCUGCACUUUCCACACGCCUCCAACAUCACCCUGUAUAAGGAUCAGUUACAGUCAUGGAUCCGCGGCAACGUGAGCACGUGUGCAAGAUCCAUCUUCAUAUUCGAUGAGAUGGAUAAGAUGCACGCCGGCCUCAUAGAUGCCAUCAAGCCUUUCCUGGACUAUUAUGACCACGUGGACGGGGUCUCCUACCAGAAGGCCAUCUUCAUAUUUCUCAGCAAUGCUGGAGCAGAAAGGAUCACAGAUGUGGCUUUAGAUUUCUGGAGGAGUGGAAAGCAGAGGGAAGAGAUCAAGCUCAAAGACAUGGAGCCGGCUUUGUCCGUGUCAGCCUUCAAUAACAAGAACAGUGGCUUCUGGCACAGCAGCUUAAUUGACCGAAACCUCAUCGACUACUUCGUCCCCUUCCUCCCCCUGGAAUACAAACACCUAAAAAUGUGCAUCCGGGUGGAAAUGCAGUCCCGAGGCUUUGAAAUCGACGAGGACAUUGUAACCAAAGUGGCUGAGGAGAUGACGUUUUUCCCCAAAGAGGAGAGAGUUUUCUCCGACAAAGGCUGCAAAACGGUGUUCACCAAGCUAGAUUACUACUACGACGACUGACCGCCCCGGGCUGGGGAGGAAGACGCCCUCCGCACCCGGCUCUUUGCCCACACGUCCCGGCUCCGGGGCCUGGAGGACCGAGCAGCUGUUUCCUGUUGGACGGAACGGGAACCUUCCUGAGACGUUUUCAUCCAUCGGAGCCUCCGGGCCUCACACCCUACAGAUCAUGGAUCGCGGACUUCGGAACAGCCCAGAGCCUUCAGAGGCAGCGGCGCCCUGCUCCCCGGCCACGCGUCCGAGGGCUCAUGAUUUUUUAAAAAUCAUGUUUUAAUUUCAAGUGUUUCUGUUUCAAGGAAGAAUGUCUAAGUUUUACUGAAAAUGCGAUGACUUUAUUUAAAAUGGUUUUUAACCUUAUGAGAAGCUUUUCAGACUCUA
Molecule: messenger RNA, 1500 nt
Organism: Hyaena hyaena (striped hyena)
Lineage: Eukaryota; Metazoa; Chordata; Mammalia; Carnivora; Hyaenidae
Gene: TOR1A
Product: torsin family 1 member A
Exons: 5
Coding region: 31-1125 (364 amino acids)
Biological process (GO): nuclear membrane organization; protein localization to nucleus
Cellular component (GO): endoplasmic reticulum lumen; nuclear envelope; endoplasmic reticulum
Molecular function (GO): ATP binding; ATP hydrolysis activity; kinesin binding
Source: RefSeq, a predicted model, not a curated record